Molecule: messenger RNA, 1131 nt
Organism: Brachypodium distachyon (stiff brome)
Lineage: Eukaryota; Viridiplantae; Streptophyta; Magnoliopsida; Poales; Poaceae
Product: transcription factor GHD7
Exons: 2
Coding region: 226-846 (206 amino acids)
Biological process (GO): regulation of flower development
Cellular component (GO): nucleus
Molecular function (GO): protein binding
Source: RefSeq, a predicted model, not a curated record
GGAUCGCCUUUUUGCUAAUCCUUGGAUCCGUCGAAUCUUUCUUUCCCUUGUUAGCUAGCCAGCCAGUUACUAUAUGAAGUGCACAAGGAAGGGGAGACCAACCGGCGACCGCCCUAGCUAGCUCAGUCCCAUGAAGCUGCUCCUCCACAGCUUCACUCCCUUCUUCUCCUCCACACACCACAAGCGAACGAGCACUUGACCUUCACCCAAUUCCUACUAGCUACCAUGUCGACAUGUGGCAUGUGCGCCGGCAGCAGCUACUGCCCGCACCACCAGCGCGCCAGCUGGCCCGCUCAUGAUCACCGAUCGCCGCCGCCGGUCGAGUACCACGACUUCUUCCACCACAGCGUGCAGGGCCAGGCAGCGGCGUGGCUCCGACUGGACAACCCGCCGCUGCCGCAGCCGGCCGAGCACGAUCAAGCUGCUGCUGGGAUGAUUCACGGUGGGCAUAGGCACGGCACGUUCGAGUUGAACCGGCCACUCAUGGAUGAUCAGCACCUGCUCCAGAUGCCACCGCCGCCGACCAUCAUGCCAUUCGGUGGGGGCACAUUUGGCGACACCAUGGGAAGGGAGGCGAUCAUGGCUGUCGACGGGGAGAUGAUGAUGGUGGCGGCGCAUCAUCCCACGAUGCAUGAGAGAGAGGCGAAGGUCAUGAGGUACAGGGAGAAGAAGAAGAGGCGGCGCUACGAGAAGCAGAUCCGCUACGAGUCCAGGAAAGCUUACGCUGAGAUGAGACCGCGGGUCAAAGGCCGCUUCGCAAAGGUACCUGGAUCCGCAGCACCGCCAUCACCACCACCUUCAGGUAGCUAUGAUCCAAGUAAACUCGACCUCGGAUGGCUCCGAUGAUGUAUAUAUAGCCCAAACUUGCUAUAUAUAAAUGGCCGGGUAUCACAACUUCAUAACCUGCAGGACCUCGGAUAUAUAUAGCUAGUUGCUUCAAGUCAAACGGGACAGUUAUUGUUCAAGAGGUUAUGCAUGAUUUGCCGAUUUAAAAUGGUCCAUCAGUAGAUUUGCUGAGAUGAAACGUAUGAUGGCUCGUAUAUGUUAAUUAAUUAAUUGAAAUGGAUAAAAAUUUGAGGAGACAAGCUAUACCUAGCUAUCUACUUGAAUGUGUACUGUUUUGAAAGUCAC